GAGCGCCUCGAGGGAGUUCCAAUCCGACAACACGUGAUUCCUUUGAUGAAAGUGUUUGCCGAGGCCCAUGGCACUUCCUGGGAUGAACUCAACAGGAUCUUGGAGUCCAAAGAUGUCACCAAGGUGGACUUGGAAAAUCCAGCAGUUCGCAGGGUGCUGCGCAUGGGCGAAAUCACUGAAUGGCAAAGCCGCUUGCUGAGUCUAGGGAUCCAGGCACGAAACUGCGUUGGUAGGAUAGUCGGCGGUUGUGCUGAGGGCGUUUGCAAGGUGGAACCUCCUCGUUGGAGCAAGUGCAUUCCAGUGCCUUUGAAUGGGCCGCGCUUCGCCAGGCUCCUUUACGAUGUGCAUGGCUACGAGAUUUUCCAACUUGGUCUCUUCAACUCGGAUCCGCAUGCUGGCAAUGUCUUCAUGAUGCCAGAUGGCAAGCUCGGGCUUAUCGAUUACGGGGCCUGUAUGAGGCUCACCGCUACGCAGCGAACUUGUAUCGCCAAGUUGCUGAUCGCCAUUGCAGACGAAGACGACGAAGCAGUACCUCCAGCAUUUUGGGCCUGCGGCUUUCGCAGCAAGAACCAGGAUCCGCGCCUGGCUUUGCUGUUGGCCCAUGUUUUCUUCAACAGGGGCCCGUAUCCUUACGACAUGAAUCGCUUGGAGCCCAAAGUUGGCAUGCCAGUAGACAUUGACAUCAUGACGCUGGAUUCUUACUUGAGGGGAGGUGAGCUCGAUGACAUCGAGGACUUCCCAGGACAUUUGGUGAUGCUCCAACGUUGUGCCAUGGUGCUCUCCGGCUUAGCCUUGGAGCUGGGCGCAGGACGUUUGUCUUCCGCGCAAAUGCUCAAGCCGCAGGCAGAGCUUUGGCUGCUGCAGUGA
This is a messenger RNA of Durusdinium trenchii, 867 nucleotides long. The record is from the annotation of a GenBank genome assembly. NCBI's taxonomy places the organism in Eukaryota, Dinophyceae, Suessiales, Symbiodiniaceae.